CCAAUUUUUAUUAUUAUCAAAUAACCUUUCCUUAAUAAAACUUUCUCUUAAGCUCUUUAGCAACUGAGGUUUCCUUACAACAAAAGCAAAAUGGAGGCGUACAGCGCAUUGUAACCUCGAGAAUUACCGGUUCCCCGUUGUUUUGUCCACAACUAAACUUGAUAAUUUUUUUUAGCUUGCUCUCUACUAUUUGUUUAUAAAGUGGACCCCUCCGUUGAAGUUUUUAUAACUAAGUUUACUCUAUGUUCUACAGACUUGAGAUCAUUUUGUUAGUAUUUUAAAAAAAAUAUAUAAAAUGGAGAAGCCGAGUACUCCGUUAAUUUCGCCUGCCUCGCAUACUCAGUCGGAGAGUCUUUCAAUCCCUGUACUUUCAACUUCUUUGACAAAUAUUUCUGAAUUUCCAUCGUCUGUUCAAGAAAAUAUAUUAAUAGAGGAAUUGCUUUAUUGUUUACUGGGGAUCUACGAUGGGCUAAAAAUAAAUUUUACCCGAAAAAAAACUUCUGAGGGGCUUAUACGUCUCCGAAUGGAGGACCAAGUCGAGCCCGUUUUACGCCAACUUGCCGAAAAAAUAGCGCUUAGUGGCUUGUAUUUCAGUCAAAUAAGUUCUUUCGUGGAAAAGAGACAAGUUCGGGAAGCUGGUCUCAUUAAUCAUUGCCUUUCUUCUUCUUUAAGAACAAUUUUAAAGGAAUACUACUUAUUUGUAGCUCAAUUAGAAAAUCAACACAAACAGGGAAGGCUCACCUUACAACUUCUUUGGUUUUACGUUGAUAAUAAUAUAAAAACUUUGGAAUUGAUUUCAAAUCUUUUGUCACUAAUCGGAAAACAAAAAGGCUUCAUUUUUAAAAUCCUCAGUUAA
Zophobas morio is the source of this 856-nucleotide messenger RNA. Its product is annotated as gamma-tubulin complex component 2-like. Gene Ontology annotation, cellular component: gamma-tubulin complex; equatorial microtubule organizing center; spindle pole. Gene Ontology annotation, molecular function: microtubule minus-end binding; gamma-tubulin binding. The transcript is spliced from 7 exons. The coding region runs from base 296 to 856 and encodes 186 amino acids. Lineage: Eukaryota; Metazoa; Arthropoda; Insecta; Coleoptera; Tenebrionidae. The record is from RefSeq and is a predicted model, not a curated record. Gene Ontology annotation, biological process: mitotic cell cycle; microtubule nucleation; spindle assembly.